Molecule: messenger RNA, 2596 nt
Organism: Cyprinodon tularosa
Lineage: Eukaryota; Metazoa; Chordata; Actinopteri; Cyprinodontiformes; Cyprinodontidae
Product: protocadherin alpha-3-like
Biological process (GO): homophilic cell-cell adhesion
Cellular component (GO): plasma membrane
Molecular function (GO): calcium ion binding
Source: RefSeq, a predicted model, not a curated record
UCUAUCAAAGAGAGCAGUGCAUUUUUGAAGCAUCUAAGCACCUCCUGUAUUCAGCUGAACAUUCUGUCAGUCUUACAGGCACUGAGGGUGGUAUAAAAGGACGCUAAAUUUUACAACCAUUCAGUGCACUUACUCUCAUACUGCAUCUGGAAUUUUACACAUUGACAUUGAGUGUGUUAACAUUCUUCAUCUAUAUUGGACAGAAAUGUCUUUCUCUUGUGGAUUGAGGCUUUUGGAGAUGUAUUUUUGCCUUUUUUUACUCCACUCUUGCCUACAAAUGGUGGCUGGACAGCUCUCUUAUUCCGUUUCAGAGGAGGUAAUCCCAGGAACACCGAUUGGAAAUAUUGCCAAGGAUCUAAACCUCAACACACAGGAUCUGGAAUCUCGUAUGUUUCAGAUUGUUUCAAGAUCGAAGAAAAAAUUAUUUGAGGUUAACCUUAAGACGGGUGUUGUCUUUGUCAAUGAAAGAAUAGAUAGGGAAGAGCUUUGUUUAGAGGAGCCAAGAUGCUCAAUUAAUGUAGAAGCUGUGAUAAAUAAUCCAUUGAAAUUGUACCAUAUUGACUUUGAAAUUUUAGAUGUAAAUGACAAUGCCCCAUCCUUCACCACCACACAGCAGAAUCUGUAUAUUGCUGAGAGUACUUUACCAGGAGUGAAAUUUGCUUUAUCUGAAGCGCCUGAUGCAGAUAUAGGGAAAAAUGGGGUCAGUUCUUACAAAUUAAGUCUGAAUGAGCAUUUUUCUUUGGCUGUGCACAAAUUAGGUGACAGUGUGUCUGCAGAGUUGGUGUUGCAGAAGGCAUUAGACAGAGAAAGGCAGCCUGUGAUCACCAUGACACUGACUGUGUUAGACGGUGGGAGUCCUCCUAAAUCAGGCACCUCACAGAUUACUGUUAAUGUGCUAGAUAUUAACGAUAACAUUCCUAUCUUCAGCAAAUCGCUUUAUAAAGCAAAUAUUACAGAAAAUGCACUAGUAGGAACCACAGUGCUUGCUGUGAGUGCCACCGAUGUAGACGAGGGUCUAAACAGUGAGAUUGUUUAUUCAUUGAGGAGCAAAGACCAGGAUCACAUAUUCGAUAUGUUUUUAAUUGAACCACAGACAGGAAUCAUCAAGGUAAAAGGCAAUAUAGAUUUUGAGGAGAGAAAAGCAUUUGAAAUACGCGUAGAAGCAAGUGAUAAAGGACAGCCACCAAUGUCGACUCACAGUAAGGUGUUGGUGGAAGUUUUGGAUCUAAAUGAUAACGCUCCUGAAAUCACUCUCACCUUAUUACAUCAAACUGUAAAGGAGGAUGCCGCAAUUGGCACCGUUGUCGCACUUGUGUCAGUCCAAGAUAAAGAUAGCGGAAAUAAUGGUGAUGUUAAGAUUCAAAUUAGGAAUUAUGUCCCAUUCAAACUAGAAACCAACUAUAAAAAUUAUUAUUCCUUGAUAGUUGAUGGGCCACUAGACAGGGAGAAAAUUUCUGACUACAACAUUACCAUAGCUGCUUCUGACAAUGGAAUCCCGAAGCUUUCAAAUACACAGACAGUUUCUAUAACUGUUUCUGAUGUAAAUGAUAAUGCACCGCUUUUUGCAGAGGAUGUGAUAACUGUACAUGUGAAGGAAAACAGGGCAGUUGGAGACAUGCUUAAAAAAGUGACUGCAUCUGAUGCUGACAGUGAGCAGAACAGCAGGGUGAGCUAUUCAUUUUUACAAAGUACUAGUAAUAUGAUCCCAUUAUCUACACUAAUAAGUGUUAAUUCAAAGACAGGAGAAAUAAUAAGCCUAAAGUCUUUCAACUACGAGGAGUUGAAAACCUUUCAGUUUAAACUUCAGGCUACAGACUCUGGUGUUCCUCCGCUCAGCAGCAAUGUGACUGUUAAUGUUUUAAUUCUGGAUGAAAAUGAUAAUAAUCCAUCAAUUUUACCUCCCUAUUCUGAGCAUGGCUCUGUUAACAGUGAGACUAUUCCAUAUUCUGCCGAAGCAGGACACUUUGUAGCAAAGAUCAGGGCUGUGGACGCAGACUCUGGAUACAAUGCGCUGCUUUCUUAUCACCUAUCAGAACCCAAAGGAUACAACCUCUUCAGGAUCGGAACCAGCACUGGAGAAAUCAGGACUAAGAGGAGAAUGAGUGACAAUGACCUGAAAACUCAUCCUUUGGUGGUUCUGGUUUCUGAUAAUGGAGAACCUUCACUGUCAGCUACUGUGUCUAUUGAGGUGAUGGUGGUUGAAAGCACUUCUGAUGUUGAGACUCAAUUUAAACAUGUCCCUAUCAAGGAGAACCACCUUUCUGAUUUGAACUUGUACCUGCUUAUUGCUAUUGUUUCAGUCUCCGUAAUAUUUCUGCUGAGCUUUAUUAGUUUAGUAGUUGUCAGAUGCCACAGGACAGAAGGCAAUUUCAGCAAGUAUGACACCCCCAUGAUCACCACCCACCCUGACGGGAGCUGGUCCUACUCUACAGCUACUCAGCAAUAUGACGUGUGUUUCAGCUCAGACACAAUGAAGAGUGAUGUAGUGGUUUUCCCAACACCGUUUUCACCUGUAGAUGCUGAACUGAUCAGUUUUAAUGGAGGAGACACUUUUGACAAAACUCAGACUUUACCAAACAAAGAACAGGUAAGAUAA